AUGGCACCGAAAAAGGUAGCAGCUUAUGGGGUCGUUUCCAAUAAUGAUAUUAGCUGUUUAAAUAAAACUAUCGAGGAUAUGAGGUCACAACUAGCUUCCAUUACUGAGAAAUAUGAAAAACAACAAGAUCUAAUUGUGUAUUUAACUAGAUCUGUUGAAAUACUUACAAAGGUCAACGAAGAACUUAAGAAUGAUAUUAAUAAUUUGAAAGCUUCGUCUUUGGGCAACUUCGAUCAUUCAAAAAUUGAAACUGAACAAGUAUUGGAAACCAUUGAAGAAUAUUUUGAAAAGAAGGAAAAAGAACCAUGUCUGGUCGGCAUAAACAUUCCAGAGAAAUCUACGGAUGAUGAAUCUGCUACUGCCGAUAGGCUUUUAGCAGAAAACAUUGUAGUUGCCGAUGGACUUUUACUAAUUGAUAAUCCAAACAGUAUUUUCUGUAUCAAUGAAACGUGGUUGGAUGACUCUAUUGAUAAUCACGAACUAAAUUUUGACGGCUUUAUAGUAUCACGCAAGGAAAGAACAAUAAAUAGUUCAAAUAUUCGUGGAGGUGGGCUUAUCAUGCUUAUUCCUGAUUAUUAUAAAUUUAUAACCUUCGAUGAUUAUGUUUGCUCCUCUUUUGAAUCUUUGUUAAUUAAAAUUUAUCUUAAUAACAGUAAUAUUUCUCUUUUAAAUCUAUAUCGCCCACCGGGCUAUGGAAGCAAAUUCACUAAGGACCUUUACAACUUGUUACUCAAAUUAAAAUUAAUUGGUACUGAUUAUGUAAUUGUUGGUGAUCCUAAUAUGCCAAACAUAGAUUGGGAAAAUAGUUGUUUAAAAAGUAGCAAUAAAUUUGAAGAGGACUUUUUAAACUUUUGUACCUAUGUUGGUCUACAGCAACAUGUUAAGGUCGCCACUAGGUACAACACUAUAUUAGAUGUUGUGUUAGCUACCUCUACCUCUCUUGUUGAUAGUAUUGGAGUCUUGGAACCUUUUGUAAUAGUGAUCACAAUGUCAUUCAUAUUUCAUUAA
Molecule: messenger RNA, 1008 nt
Organism: Dracunculus medinensis (Guinea worm)
Lineage: Eukaryota; Metazoa; Nematoda; Chromadorea; Rhabditida; Dracunculidae
Source: the annotation of a GenBank genome assembly